AUGCUGGCUGCCCGAAGUUUCGCGCACCGACGGUUUACACCUCUGCUUGCACGUGCUAAUGCAUCUCUAACGACGAACACCGCUGUUUCUAACAAUACUCUACCACCAGAACUCCCUUUACAUUCCGAUGUCAAAUCGAAAAAUCCCUCCACAGACUCAGGCUCAGGUCUUGCAGCUUCUAGCACUUCCACAGGGGCUGACAAGGCAGCUACUACACCGAAUAUCAAUGAAAAAGCUGAAGGCGGUGAAGGUGUGCGAGGCAGGAGGCGUAGACGCGUCGUGAAGCGACGCCCACCAAUAUCGUUGACAAACCCACGGAAGUGGAAUCCGCCCGUGAAACCAGGCUCGCUGCCUGUAUACGACGAAGCUCUUAAACUCAUUCAAGAAGACUCGGUAUCUCUGAAGAGAGAUCUCAAAACUCUACGGGCCCGUGUAACUGAUCUGGAGAAGGACACUGCAAGUCUGGAUGCGGAGACAGAGAAAGAAUUACAAGCGCUGAAAGAGAAGGCAAACGUUUUGGAAAUCCAGAGUGAGAUUAAUCUCCCAUGGGUGCGCUGGUAUGCAGCAAAUGGCAUGGCGGACUUGACGAAACCCGUGUAUAGACGGCUUGUGGAGCACAAGUGGAGAAACUACGGAGGUCUUGAUCUUCUCAUGGAGCGGAUCCACCAAAUGCAUGUAGUUCCGGAUUUGCUUCCUUCUGUGCACCCUUCUAUCGAUCUUCGUGUUUCGUUCCCGGAACCGCCACCUCUAAGCACCUAUCUCAGGACUAGGACGAGGAGAAAAUACAAGCCUGUCGAGCCUGGUGUAUACUUGCUACCCGAGCAGACGAGGCGAGCCCCUCGGCUAUACACAAGCGUUUUUCAUCCAGAGACCCGGUAUUACACCCUCGUCCUUAUAGAUGCUGAUGUCCCGGACCCAGAAAAUAGUACUUUUACCACAUACCUUCAUUGGCUACAGCCGAACAUCGCGCUUUCAUCUGCAUCAUGUGGACAUCUGCCGACAAUUCCGCACACGAAAUACAUACCUCCACAUCCCCAGCGUGGUUCUCCAUACCACCGGUACUGUCUGUUUCUUCUCCCGCAUGUGAAUGCCAGCGAAAAGCUCUCCAUACCGUCGGUUUCGGACGAAGCUCGCAUCGGUUUCGAUGUGCGUGCGUUCUGUGAAGAACACGGCCUUGAUGCUAGCCAAGGGGGUGGAGCACACAUGUGGCGAGAGGUUUGGAAUGAGGCCGUUACUGACAUUUACAAGCACACGCUCAAACAACCGGAGCCACGCUAUGGAUUGCCUCCUCGUGCUGACCCGUACGCAGAUGUGAAAACACUCAGGAAGUUUUCAAAAUAAGGUGACCUAAUGUUUGAGACGGAAUUACACGUAGUGAUUUUACUAAAGCAAUUUAAUGGAAAG
Molecule: messenger RNA, 1404 nt
Organism: Fomitiporia mediterranea MF3/22
Lineage: Eukaryota; Fungi; Basidiomycota; Agaricomycetes; Hymenochaetales; Hymenochaetaceae
Product: PEBP-like protein
Exons: 6
Coding region: 1-1341 (446 amino acids)
Source: RefSeq, a predicted model, not a curated record